This is a messenger RNA of Torulaspora globosa, 4104 nucleotides long. RefSeq names its product Ssn2p (gene SSN2). Gene Ontology annotation, molecular function: transcription coregulator activity. Gene Ontology annotation, cellular component: mediator complex. Lineage: Eukaryota; Fungi; Ascomycota; Saccharomycetes; Saccharomycetales; Saccharomycetaceae. Gene Ontology annotation, biological process: regulation of transcription by RNA polymerase II. The record is from RefSeq and is a predicted model, not a curated record. The transcript has a single exon. Bases 1 to 4104 code for a protein of 1367 amino acids.
AUGCUGUCAAAACCAUCACCACCUCCAAUGGCAAAUGAUUGCUCGAUCUACAGGCUCGAAGAGCUGCUCUCGAGCUUCUACAAGAUCGAAACGAUAGAGAAGAUCAACUAUCACCAAUACGUGCCCAAGAAACAGGACGACCAGUGGUCGAUCCAGAUGGAGCUUUAUCUGAGGAAGCAGAAUCCAAGAAACCUUGUGGCUUUGCUGUCAAGAGAACUUUGGUGCUUCAGUAUUAACGACGAUCCAGUACCGACUCCUCCCAAGCUAUCUGCCGCGGGCAACGACGUCACGACGUUAGAUAAGAGUGGCCAGUUUACUGCUCAGUACUCCAAACCAAAUUUACCGCCUCAUUAUGCCUUGUUUCUGAAGGCACUGCGAAGAAUGAUCUACAUAAACUUGGCAGCGAACUCCCAGAACAAAAUAAUACCGUAUGGUAAUGCUUGUUUAUUUGUUGAGAAAGCUAAUGAAAGCCAAGUGCUGCAGCUUGAGCCACAUCUGUUCGAAAACGGUGACCUGUCGCUAAUAAUAUCAACACGCAACCUAGUGCUUGUACCGCUAACGCCUGGCCGUAUUGAAGAAGCGUUUUUGCGUUCGCAUGCCUUGUACCUUUCCCCGUCAGGUAUAAGGAUUUACUUGCCUUCCAGCAAUCGACAACAGUGUAUUGUUCCGCCGCCUAGAAACGCUGAUGUGUUAUUCAAGACCCUACUUGUUUCUCACGGUAUCGAUUUAUCCGCGAGACAGAAUGUUCAGUGGGUCAGAGUGAUCCCACAUCUCGGCCAUCUGAAUGGCUACACUCCGAACGUGGCAGCUUACAUGGAUGCCCCUACGGAAACGAGAACUAUAGUUUGGCCUCUAGACUUGUGCUUUGCUCAGCCGGCGUCAGAUUUUGAUGAAAAAUCUCAGGAUGAGUCUUCCUGUCAUGACUUGGUCAAGACAUUCGAUAUUAUUGACGAUUUUAUUCAAUUGAAGCAAACUUCUGCAUAUCGCACACCAACUAGCUCGAACGGGGCGGCCGGUAACUCGCUAGGAACUAAUCCUGUGAGCUCUGGUGGAGCUUACACCGAACAAUUUCAGCAUUUCUACAAGAAUACGGGCGGAAAUCCUGCAAGCGCCUCCUAUCUCCCGGCUAAUGAAAGCCUGAAUCCAAAAGCGAGUCCAGAAGAUUCAUCUCCAUCGGUUUCUACAUUUGAGAAGCCACUGCAUAGCUCUAACGACAAGAUUUCUAUUGACGCAUGUCUUACCACACCGAACGUCAACGAGAAUGAAUUCAACUAUAGAAGAUCGUUUACAAAUGAUUCAGAAAUAAGCCCCACGAAGUCCGAUCUAACUCUCAAUUCUAGGCGUGACGAGCACAGGCGCACGUCAAUCAUUAAGCCGCCAGCAUCAGCCGAGCUCAGUCCAAAAGCUGAUGGCCAUGCCAGUGAGGCCAUUACGGAUGACUUGUUCGGAGAUGGUGAAGAAGAGGCUGGAAGCGAUGACUUCGAUUUGUUUGGCGAAAGUAAAACUUCCUCUUCUAGUGGCAGGACACAAAACUUCACACCGGAAAAAGUCGAAUCGGAUGAAAUAACGGAAGAUAUGUUUGGUAUGUCUGACGACGACGAUCGAAGCCGAAGCGCAACCUCCAAGGUUAAAGAUUAUUAUCUGGGAGAUGACAAUGACAUGUUUCGAAGCUCGCCUUCGAAGCGUCCUUCAAUGAAAAGGAAAUAUCUGGAUAUUCCUAUCGAGGAGAUUACGCUUUCUACGAGUCCUCUAUACAUGGAUCCCGGCGCUCCGCUUCCUGUGGAGACACCUAGAGAUAGGAGGAAAAGUGUCUUUGCACCUUUGAACUUCAACCCAAUCAUCGAGAACAAUGUCGAUAACAAGUAUAAAAAUGGUGGCAAAUUCUCAUUCAGUCCCUCUCAACACGACGGAUCUUUGAAGUUUGAUGUAUCAACUGCAGAUAUCUCGAGCUCGGAUGACGAAAGCGAUUCCUCUGCCGAUUUGGAUGACUUGAAUAUCAAAUCCGAGGUUAUGUCUGCCGACAAUCUCCCGAUGAAUUCUCAGUACAAUAUUUACUCGUCCGUCCAAAUUCCCUUGGACUCUAUUCCGCCAACUUUAAACAAGAUCGAAAUCGCCCCAUCCAGUAUAUCGAGCAGUGUUGAGCGGGAUUCUUCGAAUGCCAUUUGGAGAUUAUCCCAUCAAGAAUUAGCUAACGGCGACUCUUCGCUAAUUUCAUCGAACGACACAAUACCGUCUGAACAGGCAACUGUGAAAUCAGAACUGCAUACUGACCAGCUCACAUUUUCGAACAAAGCUAUGGCAAUUGGCGGCAGCAACACAUCUAAUCUCCCAGAUAGCAACAGCGGAGUUCCAGAAUCAACGCCGGCGACUGGUUCUUUGGCGCCUGAAUCAUCCAGCAGCUUACCAUUUUUAUUGCGACAUAUGCCACUUUCUUCAAUCCCUGCCGCUUUUUGGUGCUCUAAUCCAACUGUAACGAUUAAAAAGAACGAUCAAUAUAUUCUGAACUUAUUAUCUGAGCAAAUUGUUUUCGAUCACAACAUGUUCAGCAAUAUAAGCAAGCCAAUAAUUCGCCAUGCCGGUCUACAGAAGUGCAAUGAAGGUCUCAUUUCCAAAACCAUUCGCGGUCUUUUCAAGAGCUUCACUAGGUUAGACGGUUGCCAUCUAAUUUCUACAAUGUAUCCCAUUAAAGAGCCAUCGAUUUAUGUGAAGAAGCAUAACAGUGUGAUAAACAUAAGCGCUGAUUCUCAAGUGUUUAGCAAGUUCCUGAAUGUGAGGCCCGCAAAGGGAAUAAAGAAUUUUAGACUUUUGAUGUUAACAGCCUCAUAUUGCGAUGACUGUGCAUCGUUUGUCUCCACGUUGUAUCAAACAUAUAUUGGACACGAGUUCGGCUUUUGUGAGCUGCUUAAGCUAACCAAUGAUGACAGUCCCGGACUAAGGUGCCUAGAGAACUUUGACAAAGGGAGGCUGUUUUUACUAGCCGCACAAAUUGUAACAUACUGCUCAACCAACAAGAAUGCCGGUAAGGAUGUGCCUGUCAUGAUUCUUUUGCCGGUUGAUUCCUAUAAUUUUGAGGAGCUUGUUUUGAAGGUAGCAAAAUUCAACAUUAUACGCAACGAGGUAACGUCGAAAAUCCCCAACGCUCAAAUAUUCUUAAAAGUCGUCAUAAUGGAUUUUAUCAGAAAUCCAUUAAGCUCUGUUGAUGAGUACAGCAAUCUAUGUGUUGGAAUCUACAACCUUUUAACGCCCAAGAACAUGAAGUUCACUUCCAUCGCUCGAAAGUUGCCAGAAAAAGUGACUUUCAAGACAUUGCAACAAAAAAUUGGCACUUCUGCCAUAAAUUAUGAUGCUUUUAUCCACUUAGCCUAUGCACGUAGUGUCGAUAAGGAGUGGGUAUUUGCGGCUUUGUCUGAUAGCUCUGGCAAAGAGAGCAUGAUAAAAUCAUGGUACGUCGGGACGUCUAAGACGAAAUUUGAUGAAGCCUGCAAUGAGAUUUGGAACUUAGCCCUCCGACUCUCUUCAAAGAAGUUUGGAAGAAUAUGCUUGAUUUUGACAAGACUAAAUGGCGUGUUGCCUGAUGACGAGCUGAUGAACUGGCGACGUCUAUCAGGGAAAACAAUUCAUCUCGCCGUGGUUUGUGUCGAUAAUGAUACGAAAAUAUCAUUUUUCGAUGAGGACAAGAUCUAUCCUACUUUCAAACCCCUCUUGCGAAACCCUGAAUUUUCAAAGAAGAUUGAUCCAAAACGUCUGGAUUCAUAUGAAAUCAGAGACAUAUCUCAGGAUAUUCAUGCUGUCAUCUUCGAAGGCUGCUUUCCUUUAACUAACUCCCAGCACAGAUGUGCCAUAAAGAGCGGUGCUCUGAUAAAAUUCAAAACAAGCGCUGGUGAUUCGAUAGUUGAUAAAUUCGAAGUUAAUCUUCUCAAUUGUCCUCAUUCCGACAGCACAAAGUUAUUGAAAACGAUCUUAGAAGAGUUCAGAAACCUCGGUGCUCUAAGUUCCUGGUUUGGAGUUUCCAAUGGUGAAAUGGCACACAUUCCAUGGCAUGUUUUGGCUGUAAAAAAAAUGAUGCAAGUUAUGAUACACACAAGAGUCAAAACGGUUGAUUGA